Messenger RNA from Mesoplodon densirostris (Blainville's beaked whale), 846 nucleotides. It is a transcript of the gene TMEM61, whose product is annotated as transmembrane protein 61. Lineage: Eukaryota; Metazoa; Chordata; Mammalia; Artiodactyla; Ziphiidae. The record is from RefSeq and is a predicted model, not a curated record. The coding region runs from base 1 to 846 and encodes 281 amino acids. The transcript has 3 exons.
AUGCACCACAUUAGGCUGGGCAAGUCCCCAUUUGUAAGGCUGACGAUUGAAGUCUUCCUAAGGUCUGUGAGUUCCCCAGCCCCCUCCUCCACUGGCUCAACUUUUGGAAGAGGAGAGGGGCCCUCCGUAAGUUCUGCUAGCAGCCUGUUAGAGAGCCUGCCCUUUGUACAGGCCUCUCACGGGGCCCGUUUCCUCUUCUCUCUCCUUCUCGGUGUCCAGACGUGUGACAGGGGCCGUGUGGCCUCCACCCUGUGCUACUGCAUGACGGUCAGCGGCAUGGUGGUACUGGUGGCCGGGACACUCUGCUUCGCCUGGUGGAGUGAAGAAGAUGCAGGUGCCCAGCCCAGCCAGGCGGCUCUGCCCACAGGACGCCCUGAGCCUGAGGCCGCCGGUCCACUGUUCAGGUCGGUCAGCUUCUUCUGCUGCGGUGCAGGUGGCCUGCUGCUGCUCUUCAGCCUGCUGUGGUCUGUCAAGGCCAGCACCAAGGGGCCACGUCGAUGGGACUCAUAUCACCUCUCCAGAGACCUGUACUACCUCACUGUGGAGCCCUUGGAGAAGGAGAGCUACAGGAUCCCAGAGGUGGUAGCCAUCCCCACUUACGAGGAGGCCGUGCACUGCCGACUGGCUGAGGGGCCCCUGACACCACCUGCAUACCCCGUGGAGGAAGACCCGGAGCGCAGUGCCUCGGGGGAUGCCCUGCUUGGGACCCAGCCCCUCUUGCCUCCACCCAGCUACGAGAGCCUCAUCCUCGCUGACGGUGGCACCUCUGGAGAGACAACACCUGGGGCUGCAUGCUCCUGCCCAGGCCCAGUUCAGACUGCAGGGGAGGAAGUUAAAGGCUUCUAG